ACCGAUAAGUUUUGUUUAUCUUUACGGAGGAUAGCUUUAAACAGAAUAAAAAAACAUGUCGGUUCGGGAAGAUAUUCAAAUCAGCGCUGUGGGAGAGAGAGGAAUAUAUUUCAUCCCGUCAGAAAGUGAAGAAAUCUGUCAAGAACGAGAAGUGGAGAUGAGCUGCGCGCGUCAAAUCGCAUAGUGUUCUACUAGAUAAUAACAUAGUGAAUAAAACCAUGUCAGCUCGGGAGCAGGACCAGCGCACCGCGUCAGGAGACACAAAGGUCUUCUUUAUCCCGUCAGAAAGUGAGGAAAACUGUGAAGAACCGGUAGAAGAUGAUGGUGAUGGUGGUGGUGGUGGUGGUGGCACCACCUUGGUUAUGGUUCAGCAGAAGCGGCUGAGAGAAAUCCUCCACAUGUUCUCUCAAGCUAUCAGGUACGACUCUGUGAAACCCGAGCAGAUCAGCACUUUAGUCGGAUUCAUCCUCCAGAACUUUAAAAAGAACGAGUCUGAGGAUGGGUGUAGUCUCCUGAAGAACGUUGUGGAGGUGGAGGGAUCUGAACUUCUCUGCCCUCAGUGCCAGAGGUUUCUCUGGAAGCCGGUGACAGCACCGUGUGGACAUUCCUUCUGCAAAUCCUGUUUGUUACAGACCUCAGUAUCUAGAUGCAGCAUCUGCACCCAGGAGGUCGGAGGUCAUCUCAAAACCAACGUGCUCCUGUGUACACUGCUGGAGAAGUGGUUUCCACAGGAGGUCCAGAAGUCCAGGAGGAUCUCAGAAGCGGAGGGGUUGUUGAAGAGCAAACGGUUUCACGAAGCGGUUUCGUUGACGACCCAGCUGUUAGAGACGGAUCCCAGUAAUGUGAGGGUGUGGUUGUGCCGAGCAGAAGCGUAUCGGAGUCUGGAGCAGAAUCGGCGAGCUCUGGAGGACUGGGAUUUGUGUGAAAACAUCGCACCGUCACUCGAGGUGUUCUUCUGCAAGGCCACGUUGUUGAAGGAGAUGGGCCGAGUGGACGAAGCCCUCAGACUCUUCCUCCGCUGUCUCUCGGCCGACGAGGACUUCAAGCAGGCGCGGCAGGAAGUGGAAAACAUUCUUCGUGAGAUGUUGUGCCCGGCGUGUGAGAACGUGCAGGCCAGUCUCAAACAAUCCACCCACAAUCCAUCGGCUCACCUGCGCCAGAAAGCUGCCGUAACCCGCCCCGGCGGCGAGCCCGACUCCGCCCAUCCUCCACCUGAGACGGCCGACUGGUCGGAGAGUUCGGAGCGAUCCGGUCUGAGCCGAGCCCAGUCCCUGCACGGUCACGCGGCGGGCGGAGUCAGCGGGGAGGGGCUGAAAAGAGUAAGCUCCGCCCCUCAGCUGGGGGAGAAGGGCGUGCUGCUGAAGAGGAAGCUGUCCAGGUUGGAGACGGGAGCCGGGGUGGUGGACAGCAACGACACCAAGCACAAAAAACCAGGAGUCGUGUGUGGUGGUGCCACUGCUGGAGCUCCUGAGGAUCAAGCCUACCACACUGUUCCGAAAGAUCUGCUGGACCCUACUGACUUUGAAUGUUCACUGUGCAUGAGGUUGUUCUAUGACCCGGUGACGGCUCCGUGUGGACACUCGUUCUGUAAAAACUGCCUGCAGAGGAGUUUAGAUCACAGCCCCCAGUGUCCACUCUGUAAAGAGAGUCUCAAACUGUACCUGGCCUCUAGGAAGUACUCUAUCACGCGUGUGCUCGAUGACAUCAUCAAGCGCUACCUAGCUAAGGAGCACGCGGUGAGACGGAAGGUUCACAACGAUGAAGCUAAAGAGCUUUCAGAUUUAGAGAACAGCGUUCCUGUCUUCGUGUGCACCAUGGCGUAUCCCACUGUUCCCUGUCCGCUGCACGUGUUCGAGCCUCGAUACCGGCUCAUGAUGCGCCGCUGCAUCGAGACGGAGACGCGGCAGUUCGGCAUGUGCAUCAGCGACCCGCAGAAAGGCUUCGCAGAUUUCGGUUGCAUGCUGCACAUCCGCAGCGUGCACUUUCUGCCGGACGGGCGCUCGGUGGUGGAUACGGUCGGAGGGAAGCGGUUCCGCAUCCUCACUCGCGGCAUGAGAGACGGGUACUGCAUCGCUAACAUCGAGUACCUGCAGGACCAGAAAGUGGAAGGUGAGGAGCAGCAGGAGCUCCAGGAUCUGUAUGAUGAGGUUUAUGAACAGGCCAGUGUCUGGUUCCACUCUCUGGAGAACCGAUUCAGGAACCAGAUACUGCAGCACUUCGGAGCCAUGCCUGAGAAAGAGAACGACAUACAGUGGAACCCGAACGGUCCGGCGUGUUGCUGGUGGUUGUUGGCGGUUCUCCCGGUGGAUCCUCGUUAUCAGCUCUCACUGCUCUCCAUGAUCACACUGAAGCAACGACUGGUCAAGAUCCAGCACAUCCUCACCUACCUACAGAACAGCACACACACCUAACACACCUAACACACACACAUCCUCACCUACCUACAGAACAGCACACACACCUAACACACACACACACACACACACACACACACACACACACCCUCACCUACCUACAGAACAGCACACACACCUAAAACACACACACACACACACACACACACACACACACAUCCUCACCUACCUACAGAACAGCACACACACCUAACACACACACACACACACACACAUCCUCACCUACCUACAGAACAGCACACACACCUAACACACACACACACACACACACACACACACACACACACA
Trichomycterus rosablanca is the source of this 2702-nucleotide messenger RNA. It is a transcript of the gene lonrf1, whose product is annotated as LON peptidase N-terminal domain and ring finger 1. The transcript has 13 exons. Gene Ontology annotation, molecular function: ubiquitin protein ligase activity; metal ion binding; protein binding. The record is from RefSeq and is a predicted model, not a curated record. Bases 219 to 2411 code for a protein of 730 amino acids. Lineage: Eukaryota; Metazoa; Chordata; Actinopteri; Siluriformes; Trichomycteridae.